AUGGAAUAUUUUGACGAAACAUCCAAUUGGCUUGAUAAACCUUUAUUUCAUUUGCUUAAUAUAGAAAAUGCGCCAGAAAUUAUUAUAAAUCCGUUUUUAGACUUAGAAAACCAAAGGACGAUAAAUAUUGAUGCAGAAAGAACGAAGCCUGAUGUAUUGACACCAGAUGAGACUUUUCAGCUGAAGCAGAUUUUGACUUUUUAUUGCAAGGAAGAAAAGAUUUUGUAUAAGCAAGGAAUGAAUGAAAUCAUGGCGCCGUUUAUAAUUUCUUGCAGAUUUGGGGUUACCUUGAGUCAGGCCUAUUUUUGUUUCAAAAAAUUAAUUUCCUUAUGCCUCCCUACAAUGUUUGAAGAUACUGUAAAUUCCAAAUAGACUUUUCGGCCAAUUCAAGGUCUUUUUGUAAUCUUAAAGCUCCUUAUGAAGUAUCACAGUCCUGAAAUUUUUACAUUUUUUACAAAAAAGGAAAUCACCCCUGAAGUUUUUGCAACUUCAUGAUUUUUGACACUUUUUUCAAGUAGAAUUCAAAAUAUAGAAAUUUUGUUUAGUUUGUGAGAACAAAUUAUUAUUGAAAAAGAUACUCUUUUAUAUAAGAAUAAGCAAAAAAUAUUUUUUAAUUCUUUUUAAUUUUUAUUGAUAUCAUGAGCAAUAUGUUUUUUCCUUGUUUUUUUGCAUUAGCGUUAUUAGAUCACAAUAAAACAGAAAUAUUAAAAUCUAAUGAAUUUAUGCCAAAAAUAAUCAGCAAAUUUCAGAUAGAAAGUUAUGAUUGUUUAAAUACUAUGCUAGAAAAAGCUAGAAAUAUGAAAAGAUAUAUGCCAAGAUCGAUGAGAAUUAGAUUGAAAAAAUAUAAUAUUUAUAAACUGGAGUCUAUCAAUCAAUUAGUCAGAAAAUUAAGCAGAAGCCCAAGCUUACCCCUGCUGCCUAAAGAAGUGGUUUUAAGGACUUAUCCACAAGAAUUUGUAUGCAAAUGUGAUAAUAAUUCCUGCUCUUGGUGCACUCAUCAAGACCCUGACCCUCCUUUGAUAAUUCUUGACUGCAGAUCUCCAGAUGAACAGUCUUUUGGCUGUCUACCGAAUACUGCACUUAUAGAUCCUCAGUACUGAGAAGGCGCGGCUUCAAUAGAAAGCAUAGUAAAUCAAUACUCAAACGAGAAAGGAGUGUUUCAUAUAUCAUUAUUAGGAAGCCAAUUUAUUUAUGAAAAAUCACAAGAAAAUGAAGAAACAGAGAACUCAGCAAAAAUGAUAAAAAAAUUAUUCCAAAAUUUCACUGAAAGCGGGUUUCCUUAUAUAAGCAUCAUAGAAGGUGGUUAUAAAUUAUGCCAUGAAGCUAUUCAAUGCGUGGCUAAAUUAAAUUUUAAUUUUUAGAUAUAUUUUCCUAAUUUGGAUAUAAAAUUAUAUAAAUUAUUAUUUUUCAGAAUAAAAAUUUGAUCUAAUUCUCUAUAUAAUAAGACGAUCUUUAUCAUUGCAAUCCCACAAUAUUUCUUUAUGUAAAGAAUGCGUUGUUCUUAACUCUUCAUCAGAAAGAAAUUCAACUAAGCUAAAAGAGCUUAAAGAAAAAAUCAUUGGAAACGUUCAAUCUCAAGUAAAAGACUCCCUAAUAAACCAGCGUCGCAUUUCUCGAGAAGAAUCAAUAAAAAUAUUCAAUGAUUUAAAAUCAACAGCUGAAAAAAUACAGAUUGACCUCAGCCUAAAGCACUAUGAAUGCCGAAAAUACAAUAAAAAUCUAGGCUCAUGCUACCCAGAAGAGUAUAUUUUGCUUUUAGACUCAAAUUAUCUGAUUUUAGCUACCCCUCUUAAUGAAGAAACAGGAAUCGUCGUCGAAAAAAGACAUAUAAAAGACCUUCAAAAAAUUACUUCUAUCAAAAAUUCUCCUAAAACCCUCACAUUUUCAUUUUUUGAGCAGAAAAAGAGAUCUUUCACAAUGAAGUCUAAAAAAGAAGCAAAAGCGGUCAUAAAGCAGCUGACAGGCCUUUAUAAUUUGUUCAAGCAGACUAGAAAUGUGGAAUCAUUAUAA
Blepharisma stoltei is the source of this 2010-nucleotide messenger RNA. The record is from the annotation of a GenBank genome assembly. NCBI's taxonomy places the organism in Eukaryota, Ciliophora, Heterotrichea, Heterotrichida, Blepharismidae.